UGGUCUGCAAGGCCACGCACAGCCUGAUGCUUCGUCACCCCCACCAAAUCUAGACCAAGAUCACCGUGCACACGUCACUGCCCCUCCUCAUCUGUCAUCCGAGCCUCCGUCAUCAACGCCCUUCUCCGAUCGCGACCACGCAAUGUCGAACCGCAAGGGCGUCGGAAUCGCUGCCUUUGACCGGUCACGGCUGACGUCUGCCCAUUUUGCCUCGCAUGGCUCCUCGCUGCGCGCCAACAACGCGCAAGCGCUAGAAACGCAACUGUCCGUCUUCCGAUCCCUCUUGCAGCAGUUCGCCCAGACGCACGCCAAAGACAUCCGAUCCGACCCAGCAUUCAGAGCGCAGUUUGCACGCAUGUGCACUGCUAUAGGUGUUGAUCCCCUCGCUUCAUCAUCCUCGCAAGCAGCAGGCUCUUCGUCAGGGCAGAGCUCCGUCUGGGCUCAGCUGCUGGGGAAAUCGGUCAACGACUUCUACUUUGAGCUUGCGGUUCGGGUAGUUGAAGUUUGCGGCGCAACACGCGGCGAAAAUGGCGGCUUGAUUGGUCUCAAAGAGGUCCGGGACCGCGUCGCGCGUAGCAGAGACAUCGCAGUGUCGGGCGACAUCACCGAGGAUGACGUCCGCCGCGCGGUAGAGACCCUCAAGCCUCUGGCCGGUAGCUACAGCAUCGUCACGGUCGGUCGUAAAGAAUAUGUUCGCAGCGUUCCCCGAGAACUCAGUAACGAUCAGGCAUCUGUGGUAGAGGCGGUUCAGGUCCUUGGCUAUGUGAGUGUCGGCAUGCUGCGAGAUAACUUGGCCUGGGAGAGGGCACGAUGUCGGACCGUCAUAGACGAUUUGGUGGCUGAGGGCUUGCUUUGGGUCGAUAAACAAACAGGAGGCGAAUGGGAGUACUGGAGUCCUGGGUAUAUGGUUGAUACUCAGGAGCAAUCUGCCGCCGUGGGAACCUGAAAGAAGACUUUGCGACUUGCUACCACAAAACAUACCCGGCCAUAUGACAACACAGUCAUGUAUGGAUCUGGCCCAACGGCUGUUUCGGAGUCAUAAAUGGUCACAAACUCCGCGUCCAUUGUCAUACAACCCUACGCUCAAAACUUGUAUGAUAACAAGGCUACAUGAGCUACCUGUGGUCCUUUGCAGCAUGGCGCUGAAAAUGCGCAUUGAAGACUGCUUGUCGAUCACCGACGUAGGGAGACACUGAUUAGAGAUCAAAAAUAGAUUAAGU
Molecule: messenger RNA, 1220 nt
Organism: [Torrubiella] hemipterigena
Lineage: Eukaryota; Fungi; Ascomycota; Sordariomycetes; Hypocreales; Clavicipitaceae
Source: the annotation of a GenBank genome assembly